Molecule: messenger RNA, 1454 nt
Organism: Zymoseptoria tritici IPO323
Lineage: Eukaryota; Fungi; Ascomycota; Dothideomycetes; Mycosphaerellales; Mycosphaerellaceae
Exons: 2
Coding region: 231-1454 (407 amino acids)
Biological process (GO): retrograde vesicle-mediated transport, Golgi to endoplasmic reticulum; endoplasmic reticulum to Golgi vesicle-mediated transport
Cellular component (GO): COPII-coated ER to Golgi transport vesicle; endoplasmic reticulum membrane; Golgi membrane
Source: RefSeq, a predicted model, not a curated record
CGGUGAUGUUGUGAGAAGAGAAGAUGUUUGGAUGCCCUAGUCAUGUACCGUACCGUAUAUUUGGAUCCAAAAGGACCCCUUGUUUCUGUCCCAGCCAGCAGAGCCCUGUAAGCCCAUCCGCCUCGAAAGCUGUCCACUUCAUGUCUCCCAAUUGAUUCACCUCGCUUACGACCCAAUGCUCCCUCGAUAAAAUACACCUUACGACCGCGCGAGCGUCGUCUACAAUUUCGAUGAAUGGCUUUGCGGACCGCGGCCUCGACGAGGACGCUUUUGGGGAGAAGAAUGCUCUGGGCGUGAUAAAAGCAUUCGACGCCUUUCCCAAGACGAAACCCUCGUAUACUCAGCAGACCUCGUCGGGUGGAGUCUGGACAUUGGUGCUCAUUGCUCUUUCGACAGUACUGGCAUACACGGAGGUCACGCGAUGGUGGUCCGGCACAACAACACAUUCCUUCUCCGUCGAGCAGGGUGUCGGACAUGAUCUACAGAUCAACGUCGACCUCGUGGUGGCCAUGAAAUGCGAGGACAUACACAUCAACGUACAGGAUGCGGCCGGAGAUCGUGUUUUGGUCGACAAAGCCGUGAAGGAAGAUCCGACGCUGUUCAGGUUAUGGGGCGAAAACCACGGUGCUCACACCCUCGGAGCAUCGUUGAAGGACCGGCUGGAAGUGGACGGAAAUCGGAUUGUGCAAGCGGAGUACGAAGAGGAGGAUGUUCACGACUAUCUCAGUCUUGCUCGUGGGGGCAAGCGAUAUCAGUAUACGCCCAGAACACCGAGAAAUGAAGAGGCGGAUAGCUGCAGGAUAUACGGCAGCAUGCAUAGCAACAAAGUGCAGGGCGAUUUCCAUAUCACUGCAAGAGGGCAUGGAUACAUGGCGUACUCGCAGCAUCUGGACCAUAGUGCCUUCAACUUCAGCCACCACAUCAACGAGCUGUCCUUUGGUCCGUAUUAUCCAAAGCUCGUCAACCCCCUGGACAGCACUUAUGCCAGGACCGAGGCGCACUUUCACAAAUUCCAAUACUACCUCUCCGUUGUGCCCACCAUCUACACGGUCGACGUCAAUGCUCUGAAGAGGAUGGACAGCAAAUACGAAACACCCUCCUCCGGCGACGAUGGGUUGAACCAGCAUCCGCGCCGCGUGACCCAACACAGCGUCUUUACCAAUCAGUACGCUGUCACAGAGCAAUCGCACUCAGUGCCGGAAAAUCACGUACCUGGAAUCUUCUUCAAGUACGAUAUUGAGCCUCUUCAACUUACAAUCGCCGAGGAGUGGACAUCUGUGCCGGCUCUUUUGCUUCGCAUCGUGAAUGUCGUCUCGGGACUGCUGGUCGCAGGCGGCUGGUGCUUCCAGCUCAGUCAAUGGGCGCAGGAGAUUUCUGGUAGGAAGAGAGGCAGGACCAAUAGCUUUGGCAUGUUCGCUGGCGCGUACAAUGAGAAGGCAGCGAUGAUGAGUUAA